AUGUUGGAGACUCAAAUCUCCCAAGUGGCACAACAACAAGCUGCUUCUGUUGUUCCUUCCGGAUCAUUUCUAGGGAAGCCCGAACAAAAUCCUAAGGAACAUUUGAAUGUCGUGACAACCCGUAGUGGUAAAGAAGUUGUUGAAGAGGUUGAGAAGGAAUCACCAUAUGUUGUUCCUCCUCCUUAUAAACUCAUUGUUCCUUUCCCACAAAGGCUUGUGAAAUCCAAGGUGGAAGCUCAAUUCAAAAAGUUUGUGGAACUUCUCAAGAAUAUCCACCCCAGUGUGCCUUUCACCGAGGCGCUAACACAAAUGCCCUCAUAUGCCAAGUUCUUAAAGGAGAUCCUUUCCAAUAAAAGAAAUCCAGAGGAUAAUGAGAUCGUGGCCAUGACCAUUGAUAUUAGUGUCGUGAUUCAAAACAUGGUGAUUCCUAAGCUCCAAGAUCAAGGAGGUUUCUCCAUCCUUUUUCAUAUAAGUACCAUGGACUUUGAUAGAGAUCUAUGGGAUUUAAGAGUUAUUGUUAGCCUAAUGCUUUUGUCAGUGUGUAAGAAGUUGGAUACGGGGGACAUGAGACCUACCAAUAUGUCUUUGAAUCUUUAUGAUAAAUCGGUCAAGUUACCUAUAGGUGUGCUAGAAGAUAUCCCGAUGAGAGUGGGAGAAUACUUCUUUUCCGGUAGACUUUAUGAUAAUGGACAUCGAUGGAAAUGGUUAAAUCCCUAUAAUUCUAGGAAGGCCCUUCCUAGCUACGGCGGGGGGCAUCAUAAAUGUUAA
Molecule: messenger RNA, 768 nt
Organism: Lathyrus oleraceus (garden pea)
Lineage: Eukaryota; Viridiplantae; Streptophyta; Magnoliopsida; Fabales; Fabaceae
Exons: 2
Coding region: 1-768 (255 amino acids)
Source: RefSeq, a predicted model, not a curated record